AUGGACUCCAAGGAACCUCACAGCCAUGGCUACCAUCCCAGCAGUUUUAAUUAUCUUGAGGAGAACUCCUGCAGAAACUCAGAUAGAGAACCCCGACCAUGGUGCUACACCACCAGCCCAUCCAAACGAUGGGAGUACUGCUCCAAACCGCGCUGCACUACUGAGCCUCCCACCUUCAUCCCAGAGAUGGAUAUAGGUGAUAUAGGCAUCACUGAUAUAGGUGUAGCGUACCGGGGAACAAUUGCUGUAACUGUGACUAGCAAAACGUGCCAGAGAUGGUCAUCUCAGACGCCACAUAAACACCACCAAAUCCCAGAAAACUGCCCUUACAAAGGUCUGGCUGCUAACUACUGUCGUAACCCUGACAAUAAGUUGUUCCCCUGAUGCUACACAACUGACCCUGACACUGAUUGGAAGUUUUGCAACGUGCCACUAUGUGGGGAAGCACCUACUCCAGAUGAGAAAGAUUGCUAUGAGGGGAACGGUUCCAGUUAUUGGAGUAUAACAUCAGAGACCAUCAGUGCUCCAUUGGAAAUGAGAACAGCGGUUGAACUGAAUUGUGGAACACCAGCUAUCAAACCAAAGCGCUGCCUUCGUAGUAUGGUGGUCAGUGGCUGUGUGUCAAAGCCUCACUCGUGGCCCUGGCAAACUGCCCUCCAGACCAAGACUUUCAAUUUCCUCAACAAAAUGUGAACUCUGAUCCACCCUCAGUGGGUCUUAACAUCUGCUUUGUGCUUGAGCUCCAGUCAGCCUUCAGCCUUGAGGGUAGUGCUGGGUAUGCACUCACUUAGAGCCACUGUGCCAUCGAGACAAGUGAGGAUGCUUGAGAAAAUCAUGACUGGACCAGAUGGAUCGAAUAUUGCUCUGCUCAAACUAGCAACACCUGCGGUGAUAAACAACCAAGUGCAGCUGGCUUGUCUGCCAAAAAAGGACUAUAUAGUUCCUGGUGGAACAAUGUGUUAUGUUACUGGAUGGGGUAGGACUCAAGGUAUUGGAGGUGGACGCGUCCUGGAAGAAACUGGUUUCCCUGUGAUCGACAACAAGAUCUGUAAUCGCGACACUGAUAUAGUUGCAGACCACGAAAUAUGUCCUGGAAAUACAGAGGGAGGAAAAGCAAGCUGCCAGGGUGACAGAGGUGGUCCUCUGGUUUGUUAUGAGCAGAACAGAUUUGUCCUUCAGGGUGUCACAACAUGGGCUGAGUGAUGUACGUUGAGCAGGACGCCCAGUGUCUACGCUCGAGUUUCUAAGUUUGUGGACUGGAUCGAUGCAACCAAAGCCAACUAA
Messenger RNA from Pundamilia nyererei, 1284 nucleotides. RefSeq names its product plasminogen-like. Lineage: Eukaryota; Metazoa; Chordata; Actinopteri; Cichliformes; Cichlidae. Gene Ontology annotation, biological process: proteolysis. The record is from RefSeq and is a predicted model, not a curated record. Gene Ontology annotation, molecular function: serine-type endopeptidase activity; signaling receptor binding. The transcript is spliced from 11 exons.